Messenger RNA from Canis lupus familiaris (dog), 5778 nucleotides. It is a transcript of the gene ABCD1, whose product is annotated as ATP binding cassette subfamily D member 1. The record is from RefSeq and is a predicted model, not a curated record. Gene Ontology annotation, molecular function: ATP binding; long-chain fatty acid transmembrane transporter activity; ABC-type transporter activity. The transcript is spliced from 10 exons. Gene Ontology annotation, cellular component: peroxisomal membrane; peroxisome. NCBI's taxonomy places the organism in Eukaryota, Metazoa, Chordata, Mammalia, Carnivora, Canidae. The coding region runs from base 419 to 2620 and encodes 733 amino acids. Gene Ontology annotation, biological process: fatty acid beta-oxidation; long-chain fatty acid import into peroxisome; peroxisome organization.
GGUGGCGAAGUCACUGUCGGCUUCAGCCAGGCUGCGGAGCGGACGGACGCGCCCGGUGCCCCGGGAAGGGGCGCCACCGGGAGAGGAGGAGGAGGAGGAGGUGGAGAGGAAGAGCCGCCCUCUCUGCCGACACCCCCUACCCCCACCCCCGAGGCUCUGCCCCCAGGGGCUGGGGGCCUGACAAGUUUCUCCACCUUGGCUGCCUGAAGAGGCCGCUACGCUGGAGGGCCCCCGAGCCCACCGCACCAGGGUCCCCAGCACCGCCCCGGUGGCCUAACGCGACAGUCUCAGGAACCACUGCAAGGUUUCCAGUUGCCUAGACAAGGAACCGGGGGUCAGAGCAACAACCCUUCCAGCCACCUGCCUCGACUUCUGCCUCAGGCACCAGUCCCAGCCCCGUGCAUCCAACCCAGGUGACAUGCCGGUGCUCUCCACCCCCCGGUCCUCGCGGGUGACCACGCUGAAGCGCACAGCCCUGGUCCUGGCCCUCACGGCCUAUGGAGCCCACAAAAUCUACCCUUUGGUGCGGCACUACCUGGCUGCAACCAGGGGCCCUCAGGUACCAGCAGGGGAGUCCACGCAGGAGGUGUCUGGGGCCACAGCGGCCAAGGCCAGCGUGAACCGGGUGUUCUUGCAGCGGCUCCUGGGACUCCUGCGGCUGCUCUUCCCCAGGACACUGUGCCGGGAAACGGGGCUGCUGGCGCUGCACUCGGCCUCCCUGGUGAGCCGGACUUUCCUGUCAGUGUACGUGGCCCGCCUGGACGGCCGGCUGGCCCGCUGCAUCGUGCGCAAGGACCCGCGGGCCUUCGGCUGGCAGCUCCUGCAGUGGCUGCUCAUCGCGCUCCCUGCCACCUUCAUCAACAGUGCCAUCCGGUACCUCGAGGGCCAGCUGGCCCUGUCUUUCCGCAGCCGUCUAGUGGCCCAUGCCUACAGCCUUUACUUCUCCCAGCAGACGUACUACCGAGUCAGCAACAUGGACGGGCGGCUUCGCAACCCUGACCAGUCCCUGACCGAGGAUGUGGUGGCCUUUGCCGCCUCUGUGGCCCACCUGUACUCCAACCUCACCAAGCCGCUCCUGGACGUGGCGGUGACCGCCUACACCCUGCUUCGGGCGGCCCGCUCCCGUGGGGCCGGCACAGCCUGGCCCUCGGCCAUUGCCGGCCUCGUUGUGUUCCUCACAGCCAACGUGCUGCGAGCCUUCUCCCCCAAGUUUGGCGAGCUGGUGGCAGAGGAGGCGCGGAGGAAGGGAGAGCUGCGCUACAUGCACUCCCGAGUGGUGGCCAACUCAGAGGAGAUCGCCUUCUAUGGGGGCCACGAGGUGGAGCUCGCUCUGCUGCAGCACUCGUACCAGGACCUGGCCUCGCAGAUUAACCUUAUCCUGCUGGAACGCCUGUGGUACAUCAUGCUGGAGCAGUUCCUCAUGAAGUACGUGUGGAGCGCCUCGGGCCUGCUCAUGGUGGCCGUCCCCAUAAUCACUGCCACGGGCUACUCGGAGUCAGACUCAGAGGCAGUGAAGAAGGCAGCCUUGGAGAUGAGGGAGGAGGAGCUCGUGAGCGAGCGCACGGAGGCCUUCACCAUUGCCCGCAACCUCCUCACAGCUGCUGCGGAUGCCAUCGAGCGGAUCAUGUCAUCCUACAAGGAGGUGACAGAGCUGGCCGGCUACACAGCCCGAGUACACGAGAUGUUCCAGGUAUUUGAAGAUGUCCAGCACUGCCGUUUCAAGAGGCCCGGGGAGCUGGAGGACACUCAGGCAGGGCCCGGGGCUGUGGCGAGGUCUGGUGUCCACGUAGAGGGGCCCCUGCAGAUCCGAGGCCAAGUGGUAGAUGUGGAACAGGGAAUUAUCUGUGAGAACAUCCCCAUCAUCACGCCCACGGGAGAGGUGGUGGUGGCCAGCCUCAAUAUCAGGGUGGAAGAAGGCAUGCACCUGCUCAUCACCGGCCCCAACGGCUGCGGCAAGAGUUCUCUGUUCCGGAUCCUCGGCGGUCUCUGGCCCACUUACGGCGGCGUGCUGUACAAGCCCCCGCCCCAGCGCAUGUUCUACAUCCCUCAGAGGCCCUACAUGUCCGUGGGCUCCUUGCGGGACCAGGUGAUCUACCCAGACUCCGUGGAGGACAUGCGCAGGAAAGGCUACUCGGAGCAGCACUUGGAAGCCAUCCUGGACAUCGUGCACCUGAACCACAUCCUGCAGCGGGAAGGAGGCUGGGAGGCCGUGUGCGACUGGAAGGACGUGCUGUCGGGGGGCGAGAAGCAGAGAAUCGGCAUGGCCCGCAUGUUCUACCACAGGCCCAAGUACGCGCUUCUGGAUGAGUGCACCAGCGCCGUGAGCAUCGACGUGGAAGGCAAGAUCUUCCAGGCGGCCAAGGACGCUGGCAUUGCCCUGCUUUCCAUCACCCACCGGCCCUCCCUCUGGAAGUACCACACGCACUUGCUCCAGUUUGACGGGGAGGGCGGCUGGAAGUUCGAGAAGCUGGACUCUGCCGCCCGCCUGAGCCUGACGGAGGAGAAGCAGCGGCUGGAGCAGCAGCUGGCGGGCAUCCCCAAGAUGCAGCGGCGCCUCCAGGAGCUCUGCCAAAUCCUGGGCCAAGGCUCCGGGGUCCUCCAGGGUGCCGUCCCCCCCUGAGCCCUGCAGUCACGCGAAGGAAACAGCGGCACUUGCCCGCCGACCCCUGCACCCAGCCCUGCCGCGGGCCCACCCUGCAUGCCUCUCCCUCCCAGGCCUCCUGGCCACAGGCCUGCCCCGCUUCGAGGACUGCCGGCAAAACCACGUGCCUGUCCCCGGGCCCCCUCCCCUGGCCGGGCCAGGUGGUCCUGCCUUCUCUCCUGGGGGCGGGGGUGGAGAUGAGCCCCCCACUCGCACCGCCAGCCAGUCCGUGCAGAGCCUUGCGUUUCUGGGGCCCUGCUCUCCUGACGCCACGGUCCCCCCAGCGCCCUCCUCUUCAGUCCCUUGGAGACCCCACGGGCCAUCCACUGCUACCGCCCGGAUGGCCCAGCGAGGCUCCCGUCCCCCGGGACACCCUUCCUGCCAUAGAAGCAGCCAGACAGGGCCCCUCGCGUGUACCCCUUCUCCCUGCCGGUUGUCUCUAAGAGCCCUCGGGAGGAAGGAUUGCACAACAUUUCUGAGCAAGCGCUGGUAAGAAUGUAGCCCCUGCUCCUGUUGGCCCCUGGCCUUCUUUCCUUCUACAAGCUAAUUUACUGGAGUCCCGUCGGGAGCCAUCUCGAUUGCCAACACAAGCACCCUGCCAGCCAUUGAGCCAGCCCCCGGUGGCCUGUUGCCCCACCAGCGUACACUGCCAGCCACCUCCCGGGGUGGGGUGGGGGGCACAGGCCAACUGAACGGGGAAACAGGGGCUGGGGCUGCCGGGCAUGAGGGCACCUGUGUGCCCAGCUCAGUGCCAAAGAGGGGUCAGCCAGGGGAGCUGUCUCUGCAGAGCCGGCCCCCACCCAAGAGGGAGACCCCACCACAGCCACCGCAUGUGCCUUUCCAGGUCCUCUGCCCUCUGGCCGGGGAGCAUCCCUCAAUCCCUCAGUAAAAGCCUCCCACAGAAAGUGCAGUCCUGCCUCCUGGCCUGUUUCUCUGGCGGGGCUUGUGGGGCAGACGGGGAGGAGCAUGAGGUUGCCUGGGGUGGAAGGAGGCACUGCCACCCCUGCCCCCACGCAAAGACACAGCUCAGCAUAUUCUCCAGCUGACUCGGUGGGGAGGUAGAUUUAGCAACAUCUCACAAAAAUAUUGGCUGAGCACAAACAGGACUCUGGAGCAAUCGUGGGCCAGGUGCUGGGGUGGAGCGGAGAGGACGCUUGCCCGGUCCCUGCAGGAGGAGCUUCUGGAAAGAUGCUGUGGGAAAAGCCGUGAGCUGCAAAGUGGGCUGGGGGGCUGCAGGGCAGGCACAGAGCGGGAGGAGGGCUGCAGUGAAGAAGUGGUCCUAGACCUUCUAGGGAGAGGGAACACUCGUAGGGACGCCCAGAGGUGCAUGCUGAGCACGCCACAGGGCAUCAUGGUCAAUGUGAUGCGGAGGGAGAGGAAGGAAGGCGCGGGGCCUUGGGAGGCAGGAUGGAAACCGCAUACAGUGAUGCUGCGGGGAGGCGAGAGCGCACAGCUGGGUCCCCGUCCGCUGCUCGUGGGAAGGGAAGUGAGGCUCAAAGCAGGUGCUCAGUCCGAAACUUAGACGUGAACGUUCGUAGCAGGGCUUUUGAUGAUAAGCCAAAAGUGGAGACAGCCCAGAAGUCCAUCAGCAGGAAUGAGCCAACCAAAUGUGGUCUGUCUAAUACGAUAGGAUGCUAUUGGCUAAAAAAGAAUGAGGUUUGAGCCCCGCUGCAGCAUGGACGGACUGUAGAAACAUGACAGUAAGUGAAAGAAGCCAGACACAGAAGACCACGCACUGUGUGAGUUCGUGGGUAGGAAAUGUCCAGAAUAGGCAAAUCUAUAGCGACACAAAGCAGAGGAGCUGUUGCCAGGGGCUGGGUUUCCUUUCGGGGCAAUGUUCUGGAGCUGUAGAGGUGACGGUUACACAUUGUGGCCGUACUAAAUGUCACCGAACUCUGCCCUUUAAAAGGCUUGAUUUCAUGUUAUGUGAAUUUCACCUAAAAAAAAAAAAAUCGAUCUAUGGAUAAUAGACGACGGAGACAUUGAUUGAUUGAUUGAUGAUAGCUAGAUGACACCUGAUUGAUAGAUAAUAGAGGCAUGGUAUAUACAGAGAGCUGAUUGGUGAUAGAUAGGGGCGGAGAUGAGAGAGCAACCACUUAAAGCAGCCCACGCAAGGUGUGUUGACGCUUGGAAUCCCGGAUGUACUAGAGUGAGGGUAGACGAAAGUCGAGAUGUGGGCAGGGGUCAGACUCUGGGGGGAGUGGAGCGGGACCGCCCAGGUGACCCUUGGACUCUGGCUUAGGUGGCCAGGGGAGCAAGGGCACCCUUAGCUGAGGGAAGGACAGUCCGUGAUAGAAGAUAGAAGUGGACAACCUGGGGAGGAGGUGCCUGGCGUUCCAUCUGGGGGAUGGGAGAUAGCCUACGUGUGACUUGAAUUGAGGGGUUAGGAUUUGUUCUCGAUCCCGGGAGAGGUAGCGAAUCUGGAGGGCGAGGAGCUUUCCCUCCUUUUCUUCGGAAGAUUGUUGAGGUCGUUCCUACCUGAUGAUAAAUCCUUGUUGUUUUUUUUUAACUUACAUAGUUAGCAUGGUUCUGUGGUCUGCCACCAAACCGUAAUUGAUACAGAUGGGAAGGGACGUAGCCAGCGGAUCCUGUCCACAAGGAAGUUAGUGGAGAGAAAUUAACUUUGGACAAAGUACACCUCAGGGCACAAAUCAUUGUUAGGAAUAAAAGAGGUCACUGCGUGAUUAAAGAAAUAACUCACAAGCAUUAACCAUUAACAUGUGUGCACCUGCCUAAUGGUAGAACCUCAAAUAUCUGUCAAACAAAAAGCAGAAAAAAGAAAAAUUAAAUAGGACAUUUGCCACAAUACAUCCCACCACUUCUCACUGCAAUCGGGAGCUCGAGAAGACAAAGCUUGCGAGACUAUAGGAAAAACUGAGCGAGCUCGAUGAAUGGACAACCCCAAACUAGAGACUGCAUACUCUUUUCAAGUUCACCUUGAACAUUUACUAAAACUCACCAUGUCGUAGGCCACCAAACCAGUCUCGACAAAUAAGGAAUUUAGCGGAGCCUUCGAUAGCUCAGUUGGUAGGAGCGGAGGACCGUACUAAAAGAAUUGGUAUCGUACAAAUCACAUUCUCCAACUGUGAUAGAAUAAAAUCGUUAGUCCACAAUAAAACUAAAAUUACAUCCUCUCA